Molecule: messenger RNA, 672 nt
Organism: Apiotrichum porosum
Lineage: Eukaryota; Fungi; Basidiomycota; Tremellomycetes; Trichosporonales; Trichosporonaceae
Exons: 7
Coding region: 1-672 (223 amino acids)
Source: RefSeq, a predicted model, not a curated record
AUGGUGUACGUGGCCGACACCAGCGGCGAGCGCACCAACCCGACCUACGCGCGUGCUGCAACGCUGAGGGAAGAGGUCGACGCGCUCAAGGCCAAAGUCGCUCAUCUUGGGACCGAUAUCGCCCUCCUCCACGGCCGAAUCACUUACCUGUUCGCGCAGGUCGAAAGGGAGAGGCAAACGGCCAUAGCGUUCGUGUCGGCAAUGCACGCGCUCAGCACGGCUUUUGGGUGUGGGGGCUACAGCUUCCACGCCCAGCUGCGCAAGGUCUUCUGCCAGGACGAGAGCACCGCCCUUGGCCGCGAGGUUGCCAACGUCAACGCCGAGGUCAAGUGGGCCUUUGCAACCCACGCUGCAUGGUGGGACGUAAUGGCCUUUCGUGGCAGCGGCGGCUACCCCGUUAGCGACAUGCUCGAGCUGCUCGAGCUUGAGGACAAGGGUGCUCCGCUCGCCCACGACGCCAUCAUCUUCCUCCUCCUUGCCACCCGUCGGCACCACCUCAACGAUGACGACGAGCCGAGCGUGGCCGAGAUUAUGGAACACGUGAAGAGGGCGAGCAGCGGCUUUCCCACCGAGCGUCAGACUGUUUGGAUGGGGGGACUCGGCCUUGGCGCCAUGUCGUCAACAUCAGAGAAGGCGAGCAGCGGUGGUGGCGUUACUCCACUGGGUCACUGA